Messenger RNA from Triticum turgidum subsp. durum (durum wheat), 1101 nucleotides. The record is from the annotation of a GenBank genome assembly. NCBI's taxonomy places the organism in Eukaryota, Viridiplantae, Streptophyta, Magnoliopsida, Poales, Poaceae.
AUGUAUAUAGACACGUUUCAGUGUGUUUGUUCACUCAUUGCAGCCUGUGUGUUUGGGCACAUAAAAGUGAGCCCACAGGAAGGUGAAGAACUAGUCUGGGGAACUGGGAGGAGUUCAGAGUUCAAGCUUUUUGACUUCACACAAGUAUCAGAUGCUACAAGUAACUUCUCAGAUGAAAAUAAAUUGGGGCAAGGUGGCUUUGGCCCAGUAUACAAGGGCCAGCUUCCGAAAGGUUUGGAGAUAGCAAUUAAGAGACUUGCUUCAAACUCUGGCCAAGGUUUCACUGAGUUCAAAAAUGAAGUCCAACUCAUAGCCAAGCUCCAGCACACAAAUUUGGCUAGGCUGUUGGGAUGUUGCUCGCAAGGAGAGGAGAAAAUAUUGAUCUAUGAAUAUUUGCCAAAUAAAAGCUUGGACUCCUUUAUCUUUGAUGAAACUAAAAGGGUUUUAUUAAAAUGGAAUAAAAGAAAACUGAUUAUCGAAGGGAUAGCACAAGGACUUCUAUAUUUGCAUAAACACUCUCGGUUACGUGUCAUACAUAGGGAUCUUAAAGCAAGCAACAUUCUUUUGGACAGUGAAAUGAAUCCUAAAAUAUCAGAUUUUGGGCUUGCAAAAAUAUUCAGCUCAAAUGAUACUGAAGGAAACACAAAAAGGAUUGCUGGGACAUAUGGGUAUAUGGCUCCCGAGUACGCUUCAGAGGGUCUCUUCUCGAUCAAGUCUGAUGUAUUCAGCUUUGGUGUGUUAAUUCUUGAGAUCAUCCAUGGAAAAAGGAACUCAUGUUUCCAUCAAUUUGGGGACUUCUUCAACCUUCUUGGAUAUGCAUGGAAGUUGUGGAAAGAGGAAAGAUGGCUUGAGUUUGUCGAUGAAUCAAUAGUUUCAGAGUCACAUGCAUCAGAGAUAAUGAGGUGUAUCAACAUCGCAUUGCUGUGUGUGCAAGAGAAUGCAGCUGACAGACCCACCACGAUAAGCGUGGUUACAAUGCUAAGCAGUGAAAGUAUGACCCUGCCCGAACCUAAGCAUCCGGCGUAUUUUCACAUAAGGGUAACGGAGGAAGAGCCACCUAGUGCUAAUGAUGUGACAAUGUCUGCUCUACAGGGCAGAUAG